AUACUAUUUACAUAAAUAAAUGCUACUAAUCAAUCAUAAUUAUCCACUUAAUAAUUUAUUAAUGCAUAUAAUAUAAUGCGUGGGUCUGCACACCACCUUUGAAAUUUCUUUCCCUGAUUCGUUUCGUUCCCAAAUUGCUUCCUCCUUCAUGGUUUCAGGAAUCACGCGGAGCUUUGAGUUACCGUCAAAGUGUUAAAUCCCCAUAAACCUGUAUCUGGUGGCAUCUGCAACUGAAUUGCAUUCUGGAGCUGAAAAUUAACUUUUAAUUUACUCUCUGGUAUACUUUGUCAGGAAUGUUACUCUGUCAUUGGUAGUAGGUGGUGAAGUGAUUUUAGUCCAAUGGAGCAGUAUGAAGUUCUAGAGCAGAUUGGCAAAGGUUCAUUUGGUUCUGCUCUGCUUGUGAGGCACAAACACGAAAAGAAACUGUAUGUUCUCAAGAAGAUCCGCCUUGCUCGCCAAAGUGACAGAACCCGUCGGUCUGCCCACCAGGAGAUGGAGCUUAUAUCUAAAGUUCGAAACCCAUUUAUUGUGGAGUACAAAGAUUCCUGGGUAGAAAAGGGUUGUUUUGUAUGUAUCAUUGUCGGCUAUUGUGAAAGAGGAGAUCUGGCUGACGCUAUAAAAAAGGCUAAUGGUGUCAACUUUCCUGAAGAGAAGCUUUGCAAGUGGCUUGUCCAGUUGCUUAUGGCUCUGGAUUACUUACAUGUAAAUCACAUUCUUCAUCGUGAUGUUAAGUGUUCAAAUAUAUUCUUGACAAAAAAUCAAGAUAUACGUCUAGGUGAUUUUGGUCUUGCUAAAAUGUUGACAUCUGAUGACCUUGCUUCCUCAAUUGUUGGGACCCCAAGUUAUAUGUGCCCGGAGCUGCUUGCUGAUAUACCCUAUGGCUCCAAGUCAGAUAUCUGGUCUUUGGGAUGCUGUAUUUAUGAAAUGGCUGCUCUAAAGCCUGCUUUUAAAGCUUUUGACAUACAAGCGUUGAUUAACAAAAUAAACAAGUCUAUAGUAGCUCCACUGCCAACUAUGUACUCUAGUGCUUUUCGAGGGCUAGUCAAAAGCAUGCUGCGGAAAAAUCCAGAGCUUAGGCCACCUGCUUCAGAGUUACUAAAUCAUCCACAUCUUCAACCUUACAUUCUUAAAAUUCACCUAAAGUUAAAUAGCCCAAGAAGAAGUACUUUUCCAUUCCAAUGGCCUGAGUCAAACUACAUGAGGAGAACUCGGUUUGUAGUGCCAGACUCUGUUUCUACUCUUUCUGACCAAGAUAAAUGUUUGUCAUUAAGCAAUGACAGGUCCUUGAAUCCUAGUAUUUCUGGAACUGAACAAGAUUCUCAGUGUUUCACUCAAAAGGCCCAUGGAUUAUCCACUUCUUCAAAGGAGGUGUAUGAAGUAUCUGUUGGCGGUGCCUGUGGUCCGUGGAAUACUAACAAAACAAAGUCCCCAACUGUUGAGAGAACACCAAGAUCAAGAGCAGAUAAAGACUCCACCGCUGCCAGAAGGCAGACGAUGGGACCAUCCAAAAUAUCCCGUUCUGGUUCAAAGCAUGAUACACUUCCAGUCUCUCAUGCACCAUCUGUGAAGUUUCCCCCACCAACUCGUAGAGCAUCCCAUCCACUGCCUACAAGAGCCUCGAUGGCCAAAGCAACCCUUUACACCAAUGUUGGCACCUUUCCAAGAGUGGACUCUGAUGUUUCUGUUAAUGCGCCACAAAUUGACAAGAUUGCAGAAUUUCCAUUGGCCUCUUGUGAGGAUCUUCCUUUCUUCCCUGUUCAUGUACCAUCAUCAACAUCAGUCCACUGCUAUUCUAGCUCAGCUGGGAGUGCUUAUCGCUCCAUCACAAAGGAAAAGUGUAUUCAUGAGGGCAAAGUUACUGUCCCUGGUGGUUCAUGUCCAAAGGGAAGUGAAUGCUCUAAGCAUGUGACAGCUGGUGUUUCGAUCCAUUCCUCUGCUGAGUUGCAUCAGCGUCGGUUUGACACCUCGUCAUACCAGCAGCGUGCGGAGGCAUUGGAGGGUUUGCUGGAGUUCAGUGCCAGGCUUCUACAACACCAGAGGUUUGACGAGCUUGGGGUGUUGCUAAAGCCAUUCGGGCUUGAGAAGGUUUCUCCAAGGGAAACUGCUAUUUGGUUGGCCAAGAGCUUUAAAGAAACUGUGAUCUAAGGAAUAGCUCUUUUGAUCCAUACAUUUAUGAAGGCUGAUAUUGCUGGUUUCGUUCAUGUGCAAUUGGUCUUCAGGAAUAGAAAAGCAGCAUGGCCUUAUCAUAUUUUAAUAUGCUAGUAACAGUAUUUUUCUUUUCCUUCAAGUGUCUAGCCAAGAAAGAAUUGGCGUGCAUUUCAUUCCUCUUUUGGCUUUCACUGUGCUCCUAUUUUUUGUCAACAUUCCCUGCUUAUAUUUGGUCGUGUCAGGAGAGAUAUUUGUCGUGAAAAGUUAGGUUCAUACACCCCAAGGCUUAGGCUUAAACCGUUAUCCAAUACACAUCAGUUAGAGGAACAUUACAUUACAUGCAUCUAUUGACCCAUAUUAUUAUUAAAACUCCUUGAUCUCCUUUUCCUUGUCGAUGAUGUAUUCUUUUGACCUUUGGAUUAAGUAGCACAGUCACACCUGCACCACUGAUCUGGAAAGUGGAAACAAAGUCAGUGGGUUUGAUAAAAUAUUGGAUCUCUGAUAGAUUCUGAUCACAAUUUAAAUAUGGAAUUAACUUUAUUCUAAGCUAGCUUUAAGGA
Lotus japonicus is the source of this 2708-nucleotide messenger RNA. RefSeq names its product serine/threonine-protein kinase Nek4. The record is from RefSeq and is a predicted model, not a curated record. Lineage: Eukaryota; Viridiplantae; Streptophyta; Magnoliopsida; Fabales; Fabaceae. Bases 340 to 2145 code for a protein of 601 amino acids. The transcript is spliced from 17 exons. Gene Ontology annotation, molecular function: protein kinase activity; ATP binding. Gene Ontology annotation, biological process: protein phosphorylation.